Molecule: messenger RNA, 4326 nt
Organism: Diabrotica virgifera virgifera (western corn rootworm)
Lineage: Eukaryota; Metazoa; Arthropoda; Insecta; Coleoptera; Chrysomelidae
Gene: Lmpt
Product: four and a half LIM domains protein 2
Exons: 7
Coding region: 172-2244 (690 amino acids)
Cellular component (GO): Z disc; nucleus
Molecular function (GO): zinc ion binding; transcription coregulator activity
Source: RefSeq, a predicted model, not a curated record
AAUUUUUUCCGCGAGCAGAACCACGUCCCGUCCACAAAUAUUGGCAGUGAUCCCGUGUAUUUUACAACAACAUAUGCAUCUUCGACCGAUGUAAUAUUAACAAAUUUUUUUAAAGUUACGGCCAAAUAUGACAUAACCUCUUUGAAACAGUGUUAGAAGUGAGUGCGCACCAUGGGGCUCAUGCUCUCCGUGUUAGUGUGUUGUGUUGGUGUUAUAGAACUGAUUACCUUCUACCAUAACAUCACGAGACAUUUCACCGAUCCUCCUCAGCGUGGUGAUCUUUCUACCGUCAGCGACCGAUACAUACAUGAAUUAGGUGGUAUCAGAAAACGAAUAGCGGAAGACUUGCAGAAGUACCAGGAGCAAUCACAAUCAACUCCAACUUUGCGUCUCAACAGCCAUGAAGACAUCGAAAUAGAAUACAGUGAGGAGCUGCAGAGGUCGCGGUCUCCGAGUCCAAGAAGGUUUUUGGUCACGGAGAAAGAGGAUCCCCAAGGAGAAAGCAACUCACCGAGAAAAUUCUUGAUAUCGGAAGAACCCAACGGUUUGAAGAGGAGCAAGUCUCAGGAUUCGAUACCGGAAUUUUUAAUACACGAGGAACAAAAUACUGAGAAGUCGUCACACAAACCAAGGUAUAUUCUAAAAGAAAAACAAACGGAAGAAUCCCCUUUGCCAUUACCCAGGCAAUUCAUUGUCUCCGAAGAAACUCUCAACACCGUGGUUUUUGAAGAUACAGACUUCGAAGUACCAGCAUCGUCAGUAUUCCAUGACAAGUCACCAUCUCCCUUCUUAACAGUAGAACCGCCCCAUGUUCCACGAAAUAGUAUCUGCAACGAACUCGACAGAGAAGAGGAAGAAGAAGAAGCUCUGAAAGCAAUUCCUCCUCAUCAGAGCCAGAAGGUGGACGUUAUUUUAGAGAACACUAGUCAUAACACUACCCAGUAUUGGACGAACAAGGUACUAGUUGUUCCUAGCGGUACUUCUAGUUCAAGAUCAAGAUCGAUAUCUCCAGAUAGAAGUACUAGUAGCGAUACUAGAGAAAAUAUUGACAAUUCCACUAAAUAUGAUGAGAAGUACUUAAACAAUCUUGAUGGGGUUAGUAAGGCAAAGAGUAUAAAGAGGUUUGGGUCAAGCAGGAAGUCUGUCAAACGGAAAACUGUAGACCAUAACCAGAAUAGCCAAAACUGUUUGGAUCAGAAUUCUUUGGAUUCCGUGGAUACCCUGGAUACCACGGCUGUGCUUACCCAUGCAGCGGAAGAAUUAAAGAAAGUCUCAUCCGAAGAAGAAGAAAUCGGUACUUCCAAGACUUCUGACGGCAAAAAUCCUCAACCUAAACCUGGAGAGCCUUUUUGGUUAAUUUUCAGUGGAGAAUACACCAAGGCUAUGAACAAGGACUGGCACGGCCAACAUUUCUGCUGCUGGCAAUGUGACGAAAGCCUUACUGGCCAACGCUAUGUUCUCCGCGACGAACAUCCAUACUGCGUCUCCUGCUACGAAUCAGUCUUCGCCAAUGCUUGCGAAAAAUGUAGCAAAGUCAUCGGUAUCGACUCUAAGGAUUUGUCCUACAAAGACAAGCAUUGGCAUGAAGCCUGCUUCCUCUGCACUACCUGCGGAGAGUCCCUGGUAGACAAACAGUUCGGAUCUAAAGGUGAUAGGAUCUACUGCGGCAACUGCUACGACCAACAGUUCGCCUCCAGAUGCGACGGAUGCCACGAGAUCUUUAGAGCUGGUACCAAGAAAAUGGAAUACAAGACCAGACAAUGGCAUGAGAAGUGCUUCUGUUGUUGUGUAUGCAAGGUACCAAUCGGUACCCAGAGCUUCAUCCCUCGUGAACAAGAAAUCUACUGCGCCAAGUGUUAUGAAGAAAAAUUCGCAACUCGCUGCAUCAAGUGCAACAAGGUGAUCACCAGUGGUGGGGUAACUUACAAGAACGAACCCUGGCAUAGGGAAUGCUUCACUUGCACCAACUGCCAACGCAGCUUAGCCGGUGAACGCUUCACGUCCCGCGACGACAAGCCUUACUGUGCCGAAUGCUUCGGCGAACUCUUCGCCAAGCGCUGUACCGCUUGCAGAAAGCCCAUCACCGGUAUCGGCGGCACCAAGUUCAUCUCUUUCGAGGAACGCCACUGGCACAACGAUUGCUUCUUCUGCGCUUCCUGCAAGACCAGCUUGGUCGGACGCGGAUUCAUCACCGAUCAGGACGACAUCAUCUGUCCGGAUUGCGCCAAGACCAAACUUAUGUAAAUCCGUUGACAGGUGUCAACGAGAUCGCGGCUGUCAACUGUCAUCGAUGCCAUAUUGUUGACAGCUGUCAACGAGGUUGUGAGGUUGGGAAAUUUGACCUGUAGGUUGACAAAAAUCUCAGAAUACUAAAUACUUUUAUUUGUUUUAAAUAAUAAACGACAUCAAAUAUUAAAUAAAAGUAAUUGUAAUCAUUUUGUAUUUACAACGUAUGGAAAAUACAUUCUUGUUCAUGUGGGUCACAUAUCAAUUGUUUAGGGAGAAUAUUGUAAAAAAAACGUACAUAUCAAAGUCAAAAUCAAUGAUUUUGUCAACCUACUAACAGAUUUUUGAGUGUUAAAUCAAAAGAUAUGGAUUUUUCUAUUUAAAUUACUGUGAAUAUUUUUUAAAGUAAUGUCACACAAACACACACUAUCGUACACUCUAGCGGCGAAAUUGGGUACCAUUUUUUAGUUGUAAAAAACAGUACUUAAUUCCCCAAACACACACACAAAUUCACGCACACAUGACAUUUUAUAAACAGAAAAAAUUAAUGAAAAAAUUUAUUAAAAAAAAGGACAAAUCAGGUACGACGGGUUAAAUAACAUAAACUAGCACAUGUAUUCUGUCUCUAAAGGACUUCAGGACAUCUCCAUUCAUUAUAUUCCAACGAAUUUCCUUGUCCAACGACAUUUCUUUCUUCUGUUAUCAAAUUCGUACAGUUUUUGGCACCAUAUCAUUGCGCAUGACCUUAGUCAUCUCAGCCUGUUCUUUUUUUUGCGAAUAGGCUUGAAGUGCAAAGUUAAAUGAGUCUUUGAAACGUCCUGCUGUAAAGGUCUUUAUAUGAGUACCGUUUUACCUGUAUGUUCAGUAAGUAUUAAAUUUUUUAACCACAAUUUUGAGGAGCAAGUCCAAUUUUGAGUCAAGACCAUAACCAACUAAUUUUUACGCUAUUGCUUAUGAUCUGUCGGUAAAAAUGUUCACUUACCCCGUCGUACCUACAAAUUUUAUUUUAUUUUUUUGAAUAUGUUUAACUUUUAAAGUUUUUGACAAUUUAGUUAUGUAUCUAUCGUUAAUUUCUUAUUUAGUUUAUUGUCAGAGGUCUAUUAAUUUAGAAUGCUUAUUUAUUUUUAUUUUUUUACAUUUCAAGACUACUACUACUAAUUUUUAAAUCGCUUCUAGCUUUUGAAUUUUCGAUGUAUCACAUAAGUUGGUUGAGCAAUAAAUCGAUUGAUGAUGUAGCCAUAUUCUAAAUAAGUAAAACAUUGCCUUAUUCUGAUAUCGUAUAAUAAGUGUUAAUAUAUCAAAUAAGAAAAUCUGCGACUAAUUCGACAAAACAAUUCAACACCUUAAAUCAAGCUGGCCGUUGCUGUUUAUCGUAAACGAUAAAAGGCCAAAAUCGGUGCGCGUACGACAAACGUCAAAAAUUGGCAUGCCUGCGAUUAACGUCAAGAAUUGGCAUGGCUGCGAUAAACGUCAAGAAUUGGCAUGUCUGCGAUAAACGUCAAAAAUUGACUCGUCAGCGAUAAACGUCAAAAAUUGGUAUGUCUGCGAUAAACGGCAACGAUCUGUAAAGGCUACACAGUUAAAAAAUUAUCGCUUAAAACGUAAUCUAGUUUGCUUUUCUGUGUGGCGCAAACGAGCAAAUUUAGUUGACUAGUUCUUGAAUUUUUUUGUCGACGCAAAUUGUUAGUGGGCGUUAAUAUAUUUUAUUUGUAAUUUAUGGAAACUUUUUAAGCGUUUGUUGUAGAUAAUAUUUUAUGUAUACAGCUUUAUAGCAUUUACAUACGAUGGAAGAGCAAUUUUGGUGCUAUUUGAGUAGUUUAGAAAUUUUGAUUAAUCCUUAAAUGGUUGGAAUCUUAAUUUGGUUGUUGCAUAUUAUUGUAUUUAUCAUUGCUUGGAUUUAUAUUAACGAAAAAAUUGUUAUCGAUAAUUUAUUAGAUGUUAACCAGUUUAAUGUAUAUUUUAAUCUUGUUUUAAGUACUUGUAACCAAUGGGAAUGUUGUGAAAAACAUUUAUUGUUAUAAGAAUCAUUGAAAACAUCAAGAGCUUUGCUUUUAGGGACAUCUGUUAUAUUUUAUUCUUUAAUAAAUUCUUUAAAAAACA